UGUAAUUGCAGAACCAACCUCCACUUCCAACUUGCUUACAAAUAUGUGCAUUCUGGUUCGGUAGCAAACCCACGACUGCUACACAUAAUUUCGUGAAUAAAAAUGAAAGUGCGCAAAUGAGUUCGUGCUUAUAGGAGAGGGUGCCGGUGACGUAAGGGGGUGGAAUUCCAACAUGGAGCCUGGGGCAGGACCAUGAAAGGCGAGCUGAAUGGAGAAGCUGAGCAGUGUUACGAGCGAUCGCUGGCCAUUUUCGAUCGAAUUGAUCUCUAAAAACCAGUAUUGGACUUUGUUUCGCGAGGAUAAGGGAUAUUGCCGUGAAUCGCAUUUUAACGAUAUAAUCAACAGUUCCGAAGACUUAACUAACGAAAGAAGCGUGGAAGAAACUUCGUGGCAUUUUGUUUGCAACAAUUGUUAUUGUUCCCGUGUUCUGUAAACGCUUGUAGCAGAAGAGUUAUACUUCCAAGAUAUCCGGCGUCGUAAAAAACAUUUUUGAGUGGAAUGCAAGCAGGACUAGAUCGUAAUUACAGCACUGGGAUGUUGAUUCAUCAGAUACUCCCAGUGAUAUGAAAGUUUCUGCAGCUGGGACGUGAUCAGAUUUCCUGAAAGUUUAUGUUAUCUCGGGAUUGUCCGCGUGCGACAUGUGCCAGAAUAAAACCUGGCUUCAUUCUUUGCAACAAAGAAAACAUCGGUUUGUGAUAUUAUGUAGGAUGACUUGUUACGGCGCGUAACUGUGCUCAUCGGGAGGGUCACUGUGGAUUUUUUUGUGCCCCCCUUGCCCGGGGUACAUGCGGAGGUAUGGGAAACCAAGCUACUUGGCAAACAAAGGAGGAUGUCGAUUUGGCCAUCGGGCGGUUCGGCUAGGACUCGCAUGCCGUGUAAUCUGACUGUGGCGAUGCAAAAUAUUUGCAACAUGACCGAGACUUGCGCUUUGUUUUUAUUUAGACUGUAUAAGUGACCGGUACUGCGGAGACCACCAGGCCAUGUUUAAACUAUUUGUAUCGUAACUUCGGCGUACUCGUUUUGUUCUGAUUGUGAUUUUUUUCCCUAUUUAAUGACCAGACGUCUUCCAUACGUUAGUCAGAAAUGAAGCGUGGCCGUGAGAUUUUCUUCCAGCUCGUUACUUAUCUGCUUCUUGCGAGCGAGAGCUCCGUCGCAUCUUCCCACUGCAAGCUGUACGACGAGCGCGCAAGGGGCACCGGGAAGAGCGCGGAGCAGCCCGGCGCGGCGGUCAGGGCGGUCUGCACCAGCAUGGAGCUCCGUCAGGUGUUGCCGCCGGAGCAGCUUCCCAACCGGACUGUGACUCUAAUUUUAAGCAACAACAAAAUCCAGGAACUGAAGAAUGGCUCCUUCGCUGGACUGUCUACGUUGGAGAAACUGGACAUCCGGAACAACGUCAUCAGCCACAUCGAGCCCGGAGCCUUCCUGGGACUCGCUGCCCUGAAAAGGCUAGACUUGUCCAAUAACCGUAUAGGCUGUCUGAAUGAAGAUAUAUUUAAAGGCCUCCCAAGUCUGACCAGACUGUAUCUCUCAGGGAACAUGUUCUCCUCCCUGUCGCCAGGAACCUUCAACGGCCUUGUCUCCCUGAAGACGCUGGAGUUCCAGACGCCGUACCUGCUGUGCGACUGCAACCUGCGCUGGGUGCCGCGCUGGCUGAAGGACAGGGAAGUGGUCUCCCAGAACACGCGGUGCGCGUACCCGCACUCCCUGCAAGGACAGGCGCUGGACUCGCUCAAAUCCGACCAUUUUACCUGUGACUCCCCGCUGGAGCUGCCGUCUUUCCAGAUGAAUCCGUCCCAACGGCAGCUUGUCUUCCGGGGCGACAGCCUGCCCUUCCACUGCCUGGCCUCCUACAUCGACCAGGACAUGCAGGUGCUGUGGUACCAGGAUGGCAAGAUGGUAGAACCCAACGCCUCCAUGGGCAUCUUCAUCCAGAGGAGCGUGGUCCACAACUGUACGCUCAUUACCAGCAUGCUGACCAUCUCCAACAUCCAGCCGGGUUCCACGGGGACCUGGGAGUGUCGGGUGAGGACCAGCCGUGGGAAUAACACCCGCACUGUCCCCAUUGUGGUGCUGGAAAGUGCCGCCAAGUACUGCUCUGCGGAGACUGUGUCCAACAACAAGGGGGAGUUUCGGUGGCCUCGCACCCUGGCUGGGCUCACCAUGCACCUCCCCUGCCCACACCUGGCUCCUGGGGCAGGCCUGUACACCGGCUCAUCAGCAAGGGACCAGCAGGCGUGGCGCACCUGCGACCGACGUGGGUUUUGGGCGGAGGAGGAUUACUCCCGCUGCCAAUACCAGAAGGAUGUCACCCGCGUCCUCUACAUCAUCAACCAGUUGCCCCUGAACCUGACGAACGCGGGGACCACAGCCCGGCAGCUCCUGGCCUACACUGCGGAGGCUGCCAACUUCUCGGACAAGAUGGACGUCAUCUUUGUCGCGGAGAUGAUUGAGAAGUUUGGGAAGUUUGCAGAGAAGUUCAAAGAGCUGGGCGACGUGAUGGUGGAUAUCGCCAGCAACCUGAUGCUGGCGGAUGAGCGCGUGCUGUGGCUGGCCCAGCGGGAGGCGCGCGCCUGCUCCCGUAUCGUGGAGUGUCUCCAGAGUGUCGCCGGACACGGCCUGAGCCCCAACUCCCAGGCCUACUCCACGACGUCCCCCAACAUCGCCCUGGAGGCCCACGCCAUCAAGGCGUGUGCCUUCAACGGCAUGACUUGCACACUGUUCCAGAAGCUGAGCCCCGACAGGCCCCCCGCCCGCGAACUGGCGGGCCGCGACCCCGACCUCGGCCUGGACCGCCAGCUCAGCUUCAAGUGCAACGUGACGAGCAAUCUCUCCAGCCUGGCGCUCAAGAACACUGUGGUGGAAGCAUCCCUCCAGCUGCCCCCCUCGCGUUUCUCCCAGGCCUCGGGGUCUGGCACCCCCCCUGAGGACACAGUCCACAAGCUGUACCUGCUCGCCUUCCGGAACAGCAAACUCUUCCCAUCUGCCGGCAACUCCAGCGACGGCAAGCGCAGGACCGUGGCCACGCCCGUUAUCCUUGCCAAGAUAGACGGCUUCCCGCUGAGGGGUCUGCGGAGUCCUGUCAACGCCACUCUUCGGCGGCACACCCACGGCUCCGAUGUCAGGGCGGCCUACUGGAACUUCAGCCUGCUGGGAGGCCUGGGUGGCUGGGCGUUGGACGGCUGCCGGGUCCUGCGCUCCGACGAGAACUUCACCACCAUCUCCUGCGACUCCCUCAACAACUAUGCCGUGCUGGUGGACCUCAGUGGCACAGAGUACACCACCACCACCGUGCGGCUGCUUCACCCUGUCGUCUACACCUCCGCCAUCGUGCUCCAGCUCUGCCUCCUGGCGGUCAUCGUCAGCUACAUCUACCACCAUAAGUCCGUCAGGAUCAGCCGCAAGUCCUGGCACAUGCUGUUGAACCUGUGCCUGCACAUCCUGCUGGCCUGCACCGUCUUCAUUGGCGGCAUCAACCAGACGCGCCACGCCAGCGUCUGCCAAGCCGUGGGCAUUGUGCUGCACUACUCCACGCUGGCCACUGUGCUCUGGGUGGGAGUGACCGCGCGCAACAUCUACAAGCAGGUGACUCGCAAGGCCAAGCGCUACGAGGAGCUGGAUGAGCCCCCGCCCGCCCCCAGGCCCAUGCUCAGGUUCUACCUGAUUGGUGGAGGCAUCCCCACCAUCGUCUGUGGAAUAACGGCGGCAGCCAACAUCAAGAACUAUGGGAGUCGGGCGAACGCACCAUACUGCUGGAUGGCAUGGGAGCCUAGCCUGGGGGCCUUCUAUGGGCCAGUGGGCUUCAUGGCCCUGGUGGACUGCCUCUACUUCCUGAGCAUCUUGAUUCAGCUCCGCCGGCACCCAGAGCGACGCUACGAGCUGAAGGAGCCGUCGGAGGAGCAGCAGCGACUCGCCGGCGGAGCAGAGCGCGACUACGAGGACCGGGAAGGCGGCAGCCCUGCCCCUGCCCUUUUCUCUGCCUCCGUAUCCCAUGGCGACCUGUCUGCGGUGCCCCCAGCGGCCCUGGAGAACGAGCAGACGUUCCCGGCGCAGCUGCUGGGCGCGGCCCUGACGUUGGCGCUGUUCGCGGCGCUCUGGGGCUCGGCGGCGCUGGCAGUGUCUCAGGAGCGCCCGCUGGACCUGCUGUUCUCCUGCCUGUUCGCGGUGGCCGCCCUGUCCCUGGGUGCCUUCCUGGUGGCCCACCACUGUGUGACGCGGGAGGAUGUGCGGCUCUGCUGGGUGGCGGCCUGCUGCCAUAGGAGGCGGGACUACACGGCACAGGUUGACACCCCUCCAUCCGCCAAUGGGAAUGGGGAGGUACCCAAAUGCCCCAACAGCAGUGCCGAGUCGUCCUGCACUAAUAAGAGUGGACCUAGCCUCAAAAACCCCUCCUCCCAGGGCUGCAAGCUGACCAACCUGCAGGCAGAGGCGGCCCAGUGCAAGCCCCUCCCCCUCCCAGUCCCCGCCCUCAGCAACGGGGUCGGAGUCCCUCCUGACAACAGCCUGACGGAGCACUCGCUUGACACCGAGAUCAAGAUGCACGUGGUACCUGUGGAGGUACCGUUCCGGCCCAACGGACACGUGGGUGGCCGCCAUCACCCGCCGCAUCCGCACCACCGGAGCCGUGCACGGGCGCAUCGGGCAAGCCGGCUGACGGUUCUGCGCGAGUAUGCCCAUGACGUGCCCACCAGUGUGGACGGCAGUGUGCAGGGCGGCCACACCCACCGGAGCCGUCACCCCCAUGACGGCCACACGCGCAGCCGCAGGGCCGCCUACCUGGCGUACCGCGAGCGCCGGCAGAGCCUCCAGCAGCAGGACAGCAGCGAUGCCAGCAUCACCCUGCCACGCCGCAGCCGGGCCUUGGACAAAGGGGACGGGGCUAGCGGAGCUGGGCCUGUGGGAAGGGCGGAGCCAGCAGCUCCUCCCACUUCGGCAUCCAGCAAAGACUGUGUAAAGCAGCCUGUCAGCGUAGAACUGGACGGCCCAACCAAGUGCUACGGCUUGAACCUGGCCAGCCAGAAUGGGCAGGCGAAAGACAACGCAUGUCCGGCAAGCGCGGAGAGCUCCGGAAACAUCCGGACAGGCCUCUGGAAGCAUGAGACCACGGUGUAGCCAUGUCGCUUUUCCCAGUGUGUCACAUGCUGACCUCCCUGAACUGUGAAUUAUUCCCCCCGCCUCACUUCAGAUUGAAUGACUGUGGGAAGGAAAGAGAGCGUUUAAAAAGAAAGCCGCGUAAACGUGUCCUGUGAAACCAAGUGACUGUGAUUGUUUAAUUGUUAAAGGCCUUUGGCAGAUUGUCUAUUUUUGUAUAUCUUAAUCUUGUUUGACAUACAGUUCUUGGACGUCUACAUGAAACCGCUUGACCUUUUUUUGUCCGCUUGUACAUAUAAGGUUACUUGGUCUGCUGCUUUUAUUUUGAAACGUAAUUUUACACAAUAAAGCCAAGGUCUCGAGUUCUGCCAGGUCCGGGCUGAUGCAGUGAAA
Messenger RNA from Brienomyrus brachyistius, 5481 nucleotides. RefSeq names its product adhesion G protein-coupled receptor A3 (gene adgra3). NCBI's taxonomy places the organism in Eukaryota, Metazoa, Chordata, Actinopteri, Osteoglossiformes, Mormyridae. The transcript is spliced from 19 exons. Bases 1084 to 5109 code for a protein of 1341 amino acids. Gene Ontology annotation, molecular function: G protein-coupled receptor activity; protein binding. The record is from RefSeq and is a predicted model, not a curated record. Gene Ontology annotation, cellular component: external side of plasma membrane; plasma membrane. Gene Ontology annotation, biological process: cell surface receptor signaling pathway; G protein-coupled receptor signaling pathway.